Cariama cristata (Red-legged seriema) is the source of this 888-nucleotide messenger RNA. Its product is annotated as RNA pseudouridylate synthase domain-containing protein 4-like. Lineage: Eukaryota; Metazoa; Chordata; Aves; Cariamiformes; Cariamidae. Gene Ontology annotation, molecular function: RNA binding; pseudouridine synthase activity. Gene Ontology annotation, biological process: pseudouridine synthesis. The record is from RefSeq and is a predicted model, not a curated record.
AUCCCCAAAGACCCAGCGCAGAGGUGGGUCCGGGAACUUGCCAUGCUGAGCAAGCAGCUGCAGCGGGUUCACCCCAACGUCCUGGCCAAAGUGCUCAAGAAGGAAACCGUGUACCAAAACGAGGAGAUUGUGGUGAUCAACAAACCCUACGGCCUCCCCGUGCACGGUGGCCCCGGGGUCAAGAAUUGUAUCGCUGAUGUGCUGCCGAUUUUGGCCAAGAUGUUGGAAAACAUGAAAGCUGAACCCCUCCACCUCUGCCACCGGCUGGACAAAGAGACCACAGGCGUGAUGGUGCUGGCACGGAGCAAGGAGGCAGCGGAGAGGAUCCGGCUUCUCUUCAAAACCCGCCAGGUGGAGAAGAUCUACUGGGCAAUUAGCCUGGGGGACCCAGACCCCACCGAGGGCAUCGUGGAGAUCCCCAUCGUGGAGAAGGAGGUGCAGAGCCACCAGUCACACUACAAGAUGACGCUGGCCCCCAACUAUCGUCUGUCUCCGGAGGAUGGGAAGGUGGUCAAAAUCCGCAAGAACCGCAACGCCGAAAGCGCCGUGACGCGGUACCGCCUUCUGGCCAGCUCUUCCGCCUGCUCUCUGCUUGAGCUCCAGCCCAUCACGGGGGUGAAGCACCAGAUCCGAGUUCACUUGGCCUAUGGCUUGGGGUGUCCCAUCCUGGGGGAUCACAAAUAUUCGCACUGGAGCAAGUUGGCACCCCAGAAGCUUCCUGAAAUCACCUUGAGGAGGCUGAAGCUGGAGCAGAGGAAGGCUCGCCACCUCCCCCUCCACCUCCACGCCCACCCGCUGUUGGGGGAGCGAAUAGACCUCGUCUGCAAGCCGCCCUUCUUCUUCCAAAAAACUCUGAAGAAGCUGGAGCUGGACAUCGCUAAGGACUAA